This is a messenger RNA of Esox lucius (northern pike), 4322 nucleotides long. Its product is annotated as phosphorylase b kinase regulatory subunit alpha, skeletal muscle isoform. Bases 196 to 3723 code for a protein of 1175 amino acids. Gene Ontology annotation, cellular component: phosphorylase kinase complex. Gene Ontology annotation, biological process: glycogen metabolic process. Lineage: Eukaryota; Metazoa; Chordata; Actinopteri; Esociformes; Esocidae. The transcript is spliced from 32 exons. The record is from RefSeq and is a predicted model, not a curated record. Gene Ontology annotation, molecular function: calmodulin binding.
UGUUGAACUGGAUAGGCCUAAUGCAGUAGCAGUCACUGGUGGUGUAAUAGAUACCAUGACCAGAACACUCUCUCCUAGACCCUGACAUUUGCUUCCCUCUCAUGUUCUUAUCCAAUGGUGUGACUAUAACCCUCUCUGUUAGAGAGAAUUUCCCCAAGCGUUCAAGGCAGGAAGUCACACAAAACUAGCAACGUCAUGAGGAGCCGAAGUAAUUCUGGGGUGAAACUCGACAAUUAUGUACGGAUGGUUAGCAAAACGAUACUCUGUCACCAGGAUCCAGUGACGGGGCUUCUCCCUGGGGACCUGGGUAAUCAUCACGCCUGGGUACGGGACAAUGUCUACUCAAUCCUGUCCGUCUGGGCCCUCAGCCUGGCCUACCGUAAAAACGCUGACCGGGAUGAAGACAAGGCCAAGGCCUACGAGCUGGAACAGAAUGUAGUGAAACUCAUGAGGGGCCUCCUGCAGUGUAUGAUGAGACAGCUAGACAAAGUGGAGAUGUUCAAAUACAGCAAGAGCACUUCUGACUCCUUGCACGCCAAGUAUAACUCCCAAACCACUGCCACAGUGGUGGGAGACGAAGAGUGGGGCCACCUUCAGGUGGAUGCCACCUCCAUCUUCCUGCUGUUCCUGGCUCAGAUGACUGCAUCAGGCCUUCACAUCAUCUACACUCGAGAUGAAGUCGACAUCAUCCAGAAUCUCAUGUUCUACAUCGAGGAUGCAUACAAAGUCGCAGAUUUUGGAAUGUGGGAACGCGGGGACAAAACAAACCAGGGGAUUCCAGAGAUCAACGUCAGCUCAAUCGGCAUGGCAAAAGCUGCUCUUGAGGCCCUGGAUGGGCUCAAUCUGUUUGGAGCCAAAGGCGGUCAUGAAUCUGUAGUUCAUGCGCUAGCCGACGAUAUUCAGCGCUGCACGUCCAUCCUCAGUUCCAUGCUGCCAAGAGCCUCCAUGUCCAAAGAGGUGGACGCCGGAGUACUCUCUGUAAUCUCUUACCCAGCUUUUGCUGUCGAAGACAUUGACAUUGUUAAUGUCACCAAAGAGGAAAUUAUCACCAAGUUGCAGGGGAGAUAUGGAUGCUGCCGGUUCCUCAGAGAUGGACACAAAACCCCAAGAGAGGAUCCUAAUCGCAUAUACUACGAGUCGUCUGAGUUGAAACUCUUUGAGAAUAUUGAAUGUGAGUGGCCCCUGUUCUGGACUUAUCUCAUUCUGGAUGGGAUCUUCAUCAACAGCCCUGAGCAGGUGCAAGAAUACAGAGAGGCCCUGGAGGCCAUUUUGAUCAAACAAAAGGACGGCAUCAAUCUGGUUCCUGAGCUCUACAGCGUCCCGCCAAACAAAGUAGACGAGGAGUAUGCAAAUCCCCAUUCUGUUGAGAGGGUUCCCAUGGGAAAACUACCUAUUAAAUGGGGACAGUCUCUGUACGUACUGGGAAGCCUGCUGGCUGAUGGCCUUUUAGCCCCAGGGGAGAUUGAUCCUCUGAAUCGACGGUUGUCCACUGUGUCCAAACCUGACGUGGUGGUUCAAGUGUCUAUCUUUGCUGAGACGGAGCAUAUCAAAAAUCUGUUGCUGAAGCAAGGGAUAGAUGCUGAGACCGUAGAGGACAUUCAUCCUAUCAGAGUCCAACCGGCCAGGGUGUUGAGCCACAUCUAUGCAAGGCUAGGUCGUAACCAGAGACUUGGCCUCAGUGGAAGACCAUACAAACGUAUAGGCACCCUGGGGACAUCCAAGUUCUACAUCAUACGUAACACUGUCUUCUCCUUCACGCCCCAGUUCAUUGAUCAUCAGGAAUUUUACUUGGCAUUGGACAACCACAUGAUAUUGGAGAUGCUGCGCAAUGACCUGUCCUACCUGGCUUCCCGUUGGAGAAUUACCGGAUGUCCCACCGUCACCUUCCCCAUCUCAUCCAACAUGCUCACUGAUGACCACAAAGAGCUGGACCCUGCAGUAUUAGCAGUUCUGAGGAAACUACAAGAUGGCUACUAUGGAGGAGCAAGGAUUCAGACCGGGAAACUGUCCAAGUUGAAGAAUACUUCCUGUUGCUCUCAAAUGUCCUUUAUGGACGAUGCGGUGGAUGACCUGGCAAAGUACCUGGACCAGUUGCUUUCUGUGCCAAAGCACAGCGAGACGAUCAGCUCCCAUAAAGGCGGACUGAACCGUUUCCGGGCUCUGGCCAGAAAGACCUGUGAUAUGGUAUCACUGGUACACAAAGCCAGGGAACUCGACGUCCAAAACGUGUACCUUUACCUCCCUACCAGGCUGUUCUGCGCCCCUCAGCCAGGCCUUCACCUGGAGAACGGAGAUGGGAUGGUGACCGCUCCGGCCCAGAUGAACCUGCCCAGGGACACAAAGGGAGAUAUAGACUACCAGGCCCUGGUACAGGUGCUGAAGCAGACCCGAAGCCUACAGGACCAGGCAGACAUCUUGUACAUUUUGUUCAAGGACAAGGGUAUGAUUUGGGACACUAAGUUACACGGCGAAGGCUCCACUGUCAGACGGCUGCUGAGCAAUCUGUAUGACAAGGCUGGGAAACUCAAACACUGGGGCCUCAUCCGCAUGAUCUCCGGCUUGCUGAAGAAGAAAGUGGAUGAGCUGGAAGAGGCCUGUUCAGAUCUGCUUGCCCAUCAGAAGCACCUGACAGUGGGUCUCCCCCCUGAGCCAAGAGAGAAGACCAUUUCAGCACCCAUGCCUCCUGACAAGUUGGCUAAACUGAUUGACGUGGCCAGUGAAAAUAAUCUGAUCAUCGCUGUUCUUACUCAGGAGGUAAUGGUGUUCCUGGCGAUGUGUAUACGCACCCAACCCAGCCUCUUCAGUGAGAUGUUCCGUCUCAGGACCGGUCUCAUCAUCCAGGUUAUGGCUACUGAGCUGGCCCAGUCUCUCAACUGCUCUGGUGAGGAGGCCACUGAGAGCCUGAUGAACAUGAGUCCGUCCGAGCUGAAGAACCUCCUGCAUCACAUCCUCAGUGGGCGAGAGUUUGGGCUGAUGAAGAGUGUUCGUUCUGGGGCCGCACUUACAGAUUCUAUUGUCAUCCAGGAUAUUUCUCCAAACACAAAGAGUGUGGGCAAGUCCAAACAUAAGAGACCAGUCAAUAUGUUGUCUUUAUCAGUGCAUUCCCUUGACAUUGAACACAUCGAAUCCGGGCGUUACAGACUCCCAUCCAUCGAGUUGUUCCAGGACCCUGCAGGACGGAGACCAAUGAGAGACGGCCGACAGGGCCAGUGGUUACGGAGGAGACGUCUAGACGGAGCCCUCAACAGAGUGCCGGUCGGCUUCUACCAGAAGGUCUGGGCCAUCCUCCAGAAGUGUGAUGGUCUGUCCAUUGAGGGCACCGUUCUUCCAGCUUCAACCACGCGAGAGAUGACGCCUGGCGAGAUCAAGUUUGCGGUGCACGUGGAGACGGUGCUGAACCGUGUUCCCCAGCCGGAGUACCGCCAGCUGCUGGUAGAGGCCAUCCUGGUGCUCACCCUCCUGGCUGAGGUGGAGCUGGAAAGCAUCAGCAGAGUCAUCCACGUAGAGAAGAUCGUCCACAUGGCCAGCGACAUGUUCUAUGACGACCAGAAAGUGCUAGGGGCUGACCACAUCCUUCUGGAGCGAGAUCAAGCCAAUGGGAUCUGCAGGCUGCUGUACGACAGCGCCCCUAGUGGCCGCUUUGGCUCCAUGACAUACCUCUCCAAAGCUGUGUGCGUGUACGUCCAGGACUUCCUGCCCAGCGGUGCCUGUGCCAUCCAAUGAGCCUCCACGUUGCCAUGUCCUCCAAUUGGCUUUCAACAAUGCUUACCUUAGCAGGGAUUAGGAUUUAAGAUUUUAUCAUUGUCGUCCAACCUUUUUCUCGUGAAGGUUAAUUUGUUUUGAUAGAUCACGUACAGCAGCAUGACUAUGCCUGACAUUGACUGGAAGACAAUCCCUAUGAGGGGUCUCAGUGUUUUAAAUACCAGGCUAUUCUGAUAACAUAGCUGAUUCUUAUUCAAAUGCAUGUGGAGAUUUCCAGGCGUGUUACUAUUCACAGCAGAUACUUCAUGUUUGUGACAGAAAUAUCGUUCUGUCCACUCAUGUCAUAGUGAGCGAUUGCUGCAUUACUCGUUUUUCUGAAUGCAGCUUCCUUUGCUGCCUUAGAAAAGGGUCCUUUUCAUUUGUGUUUUUGUGACAGUUGUACUGUAAGGAUGUGUCAUUUUCCUGUGUUUUUGUGACAGUUGUACUGUAAGGAUGUAUCAUUUUCCUUUGUGUUUUUGUGACAGUUGUACUGUAAGGAUGUGUCAUUUUCCUUUUGUGUUUUUGUGACAGUUGUACUGUAAGGAUGUUUGACUGAUAAAGUGCUUUUUCUCUCCACCAUA